Eutrema salsugineum is the source of this 543-nucleotide messenger RNA. RefSeq lists its product as uncharacterized. Lineage: Eukaryota; Viridiplantae; Streptophyta; Magnoliopsida; Brassicales; Brassicaceae. Bases 1 to 543 code for a protein of 180 amino acids. The record is from RefSeq and is a predicted model, not a curated record. The transcript is spliced from 3 exons.
AUGAGAAAGGAUAGAGACUCCAAAGAAACUUCUAAGUGUGCUCUGAUACCACUUGAUGUGAUUCUCCCACGGAUCGGCACUCAGAAGCUUGAUGGGCUCGUUUGGCAUAAAGCUAGAAUUCACAAGCAUGCGUUUUCUACUUGGCUCUUUGUUCUUGAUCGGAACCCUACUCUGGAUCGUCUUCUGAGGUGGGGUUGUGAUGUAGAACAGACUUGUCUUCUGUGUGUCUCGGCUGAGGUUUGGCGUAUGGUUCUGGCUUUGCUUCAUUUUCCUACGCCUCCUACCUCCUGGAAUUCUAUUCUUCUUUGGCUCCCUGGAGCUUCAAACGACAAGUUCAUGCGUCUUGCGCUUCUGCAGGCCUGGCAGGCUUGCAUCUAUGAGAUCUGGCGCGAAAGAAAUCGCAGAUUUCAUGACGGCAUCUCUUUCUCUCCGACAAAGAUCUUCCAUCUCGUUCGGAGUGUGGUUCGCAUAAGGGCCCAAAGCCUUUGUUCUCGGAACUCAGACUACGUCUCCCUUCUUCUUUGCUGGUCUUCUCCCCCCUAG